CGUCACUCGGUGACGCACUUCUCUUACAAGAAUUUUCCGGAAGCAGAAGAGCUGUGUUGUGUUCUAGAUAGUAGUGUGAAGUACUGUUCAAGAUGGAGGUGUUUGUGUGUGAUUUCUCAUGGCAGUCUUAUAGUUUAUUUCUCUCUCCUGGCGCCUCUGUUGGGAAUUUAAUACAUCUCUUUUCUGACACGAAGGGUAUCCCUGAGGCUGAUUUCUACGUUAAGAGCAAUGGGCGACUGGCUGACCAGGAUGAAAGGCUGUUGCCUGGACAGGUAUAUCGCUUGGAGCCUCGGCUCUGCGGAGGGAAAGGAGGUUUUGGGUCUAUGCUGAGAGCUCUGGGGGCGCAGAUUGAGAAGACGACAAACCGUGAAGCCUGCAGGGAUUUGAGUGGGAGGCGUCUUCGAGAUGUUAAUCAUGAGAAAGAGAUGGCCGAGUGGCUGAAGAAACAGGCAGAGCGCGAGGCAGAGAAGGAGCAGCGCCGCCUGGAGCAGCUGCAGCGCAAGCUGGCCGAGCCCAAGCACUACUUCACUGACCCCACUUACGAGCAGCAGUGCCACGAGAUGUCCGAGCGCCUGGAGGACUCCGUCCUAAAGGGUAUGCAGGCAUCUUCUAGCGGAGUGGUGAAGGCAGAAGAUUUCUGCAGUCGAAAGAGACCCACAUCAAGCAAACAACAGAAAUCACGCAAGAAGAUAUGUUUUUGGACAGGGGUGGAUGGGCUGGAGGAGCUGGGGAGUUCAGAAGAUGACAGUGAUGCUAGCGAGGAGGAAGGGGGCUCUCCGUCCACAUCUGGUGUGAGCUCAAGUGCAGCAGGCAGCCCUACUCGGAGAGGUCCAGCCCGGUGUGGGGUGGAAUCCAGCUCCACCUCCAGCCCUGAGCCUGCAUCCCCCCGGUCCAGCCCGGAGCAACCAGAGAAGGAGGCCGCAGUAGAGCUUCUGGCUGAAACGGAGACGAACAGGCCAGAAGCAGAGUCCACGGGAACAAGCAGUGGUGCAGUGGAAGAGCAGAAGGAGACCCAGCCCAUAAAAACAGCACAUGUAGAGUCUGAGCGCAGUGCCACGCAGCCUGCUGAUGAGGGGCCUCUGGAUCUUCUGCUGUUCAGCAGUGUGACAGAGCUGGAGGGGCUGGGCCUGGAGAGACUGAAGACGGAGCUGAUGCACUUGGGGCUGAAGUGUGGGGGUACCCUGCCGGAGAGAGCAGCCAGGCUCUUCUCUGUUAGGGGCCUGGCCAGAGAGCAGAUUGACCCCAGCCUGUUCGCCAAGCCUGCCAAAGGAAAGAAGUAGGCUGGCGUUAAGCACCUGGUCUGCAGAGAAUGGCAGGUGCACUUUUGGGGAAAAAAAUGACAGUUCAAAGUGCUCAUAAGACCAUUUCCUUUCCCUAUUUAACAGUAUUUCACAUCCACCUGUGAUGUUAUAUUGCGUUCUUAUUACUCUGUAAUGGAUUCAUUUAGUAUUUUUAUAGUGCUCCAGUAAAAAUGGCCUGAUGAAUGAUCUUAGAAGUUGCAAAUGUGUGAUGCUUUGUAAAAUCAUGGCAGACAUGAAACAUGCGAGACUUCAGCAGUAGGUCUGUACAAUGAUUCCAAAGGGUACUUAUACAACUGAUGGGUUGGUUAUAGUACCAUUAUUAGUACCAUCGUACUACAUGUUUAAGCCUAUAUCUGUAGGUUCUUACAAUAUAUGUGUUACCUUUACUCUUGUUUGAUUGAGGUACAUCUCAGGCUGUUUUUCAGGUUUAAUAAAGUUAACAUUUCAGGUAAUAAAUAAAUGUGAUUAUUUACUUAAUUAUAUUUGUUUUUCCUUUGAUGUAAUACAUUUUUUUAUUUCA
Lepisosteus oculatus (spotted gar) is the source of this 1821-nucleotide messenger RNA. Lineage: Eukaryota; Metazoa; Chordata; Actinopteri; Semionotiformes; Lepisosteidae. The record is from RefSeq and is a predicted model, not a curated record.